UGCAAACAUUUCCACCAGCAUAUAAACUACGCAUAUGAUGCUCAUCCAUAAACUCCCUUUUUUUCUUGAUUGCCUCUAAAAAUAUCUUCUUUCUUAAUUUUCUAUAUUUUUAAGGCAAAAGAAGAAAAAAAAUUAUGAAGGAAGAUAUAGAGCAAAGUGAGAACAGAGUAAAUGAAGAAAUAACAACUCCUCUUAUAAUUCAAACAAAUAAAAGAGUAAAAGAAGAAAAUGUUGAAAAUGGAUGUUAUGAGAAGAAACAAGAUAGGUGCAUGGUUUACCUUAGCACAUUUGUGGCUGUUUGUGGUUCAUAUUCUUUUGGAUCUUGUGCUGGAUAUUCAUCACCAACACAAUCCGCCAUCAGAGAGGAUCUUAACUUGUCUAUAGCAGAGUUCUCGCUCUUUGGUUCAAUAUUGACAUUUGGUGCAAUGAUUGGAGCAAUCACAAGUGGUCCAAUCGCUGAUUAUAUUGGUCGUAAAGGGGCAAUGAGAAUGUCAAGUGGUUUCUGUGUUGCUGGAUGGUUAGCCAUUUACUUCGCUCAGGGAGCACUUGCUCUGGACAUUGGAAGAUUGGCAACAGGAUAUGGAAUGGGAGUUUUCUCUUAUGUGGUGCCGGUAUUUAUAGCUGAAAUUGCACCUAAAGAUUUACGAGGAGCUUUGACAACCAUAAACCAGCUGAUGAUAUGUUGUGGAGUCUCAGUUUCCUUCAUUAUAGGAACUAUGAUGACAUGGAGGACGUUGGCGUUAACAGGAUUAAUUCCAUGUGCUAUUCUGCUUUUCGGUCUAUUUAUCAUUCCAGAGUCACCUAGGUGGUUGGCAAAAAUAGGACAUCAAAAGGAGUUUGAACUUGCACUACGUAAACUUCGAGGCAAAGAUGCUGAUAUAUCCGAGGAGGCAGCUGAAAUCAAGGAUUAUAUAGAAACACUUGAAAAGCUUCCGAAAGUGAACUUGUUUGAUUUGUUCCAAAGAAGAUACUCGAGCUCACUUAUAGUGGGAGUUGGACUUAUGGUGUUUCAACAGUUUGGUGGAAUCAAUGGAAUCUGUUUCUACACCGGUAGCAUAUUUGAGUCCUCAGGUUUCCCCUCUGAUAUUGGAACUAUAAUCUAUGCAAUUAUACAGGUUCCCAUCACCGCGUUGGGUGCAGCCUUAAUUGACAGAGCUGGAAGGAAACCUCUUUUAUUGGUUUCAGGAACAGGACUUGUCAUAGGCUGUAUACUAACAGGAAUCUCAUUCUAUAUGAAGGGACAUGAAAUGGCAAUAAAGGCAGCACCGAUACUUGCUGUAACAGGCAUACUGGUCUAUAUCGGUUCCUUCUCAGUAGGAAUGGGAGCAGUUCCGUGGGUUGUGAUGUCAGAGAUAUAUCCUAUAAAUAUUAAAGGUGCUGCUGGGAGCCUUGCAACACUAGUGAAUUGGUUCGGAGCAUGGGCGUGCUCCUACACUUUCAACUUCCUAAUGACCUGGAAUUCUUUUGGUACUUUCGUUCUGUAUGCUGCAGUGAAUGCACUGUCCAUAUUAUUUGUGAUAAAGAUAGUACCUGAAACCAAAGGAAGAACUUUGGAACAAAUCCAGGCUGCUAUUAAUGCAUCAUAAAAUACCUUAGCCUUCAUCGAUUCAUCUUUCGUACUGAAAUUUACUUUAUCAGAGAGAGUUGACACAAUUCAUGUUGUCGUUUGAAACUACAUUCGAUCUGAUUCUCAUCCUCAAAUUUAAGACAUUUGAGUGUUUGUUGUAUCAUGGAUCACAUAUUUUCAUUUGUACUCAUUGAUUCAUCUCACUUAAAAGAAGGAGAAUUUUAAAGUUAAGUGA
Messenger RNA from Solanum pennellii, 1802 nucleotides. RefSeq names its product sugar transporter ERD6-like 7. Gene Ontology annotation, biological process: transmembrane transport; carbohydrate transport. Gene Ontology annotation, cellular component: membrane. The transcript is spliced from 18 exons. Gene Ontology annotation, molecular function: sugar transmembrane transporter activity. The record is from RefSeq and is a predicted model, not a curated record. Bases 135 to 1586 code for a protein of 483 amino acids. Lineage: Eukaryota; Viridiplantae; Streptophyta; Magnoliopsida; Solanales; Solanaceae.